Molecule: messenger RNA, 204 nt
Organism: Darwinula stevensoni
Lineage: Eukaryota; Metazoa; Arthropoda; Ostracoda; Podocopida; Darwinulidae
Source: the annotation of a GenBank genome assembly
AACAUCAAAACAUCAGGUGCAGAAAUCAGGUAUAGUGAAGACUACAAACAAGAAGGCAUCAAUGUAAACUUUGUCAAAAUAAACGAAAACAACAUAGAAGUUGCUACUUAUGAGCGUGGUGUGGAAGACGAAACGCUCUCGUGUGGCACAGGAGUCACUGCUGCUGCCAUCGCGACGUACUUAGAUAAACAAGACAACAAUAAC